Molecule: messenger RNA, 2545 nt
Organism: Triticum urartu
Lineage: Eukaryota; Viridiplantae; Streptophyta; Magnoliopsida; Poales; Poaceae
Molecular function (GO): zinc ion binding; nucleic acid binding
Source: RefSeq, a predicted model, not a curated record
ACGAGGCCUCCCCAUGGAGUUCCACUACCGCGCCGGCGACGAGCGCUGUCCGUCGGCGGGGGCCGCUGCUACGUCGGCCAACUCCGAGACGGCAGCCACGCACGUGCCUAAUGUUCUCGUCGCCGGCGACGGCGCGGGGUACCACGGGGAGAACUCACCGCCGCCGGCGUCUGAUCCGGACGAGCUGCGGCGCCGGGCGGCGAAGGAGAGGAUAAGGGCGCGGAUCCUGCGGGAGGAGGCGGAGGCCAUGGCGCUCGAGGCCGAGGUCCGCCGUGAGCUCAUGGAGGAGCGCGCCAGGUUGCUCGUGGGGCUGGCCGGCGUGUCCGAACAUGGGGCGGCGCCAUCGCUGAAGACAGCGUCGCCGUACUUUCAUGAGUCUGUGCAGGCCGGGUCUAAAGUAGACGUGUCUGCUGCUGUGCCAGGCAAGCGGAAAAACCCUGAUGUACAUGAUGCAUCUGCUGUUUUGGCGGCCACCGGAAGCAAGAAGCCGAAGUCAGGCCUGACUUGCACGGUGUGCAACAUCACGGCAACCAGUGAGGUUGCCCUGCAAGAGCACCUCAGAGGGAAGAGCCACGGGAAGAAGGCCGCUAAACAUACGCAGCCAUCGCCUGGAACAGGUCAACCAGAGGAGGAUGCGUUCAGCUUGAAGGUAAAUAGGUCGGCAGCCUUACCGGCCAAGGGGCAAAACCCUGGUAUUGUUGCCCCUUUGAUGGCUUUCGCUGAAAAAAGUUGCGACAACUUGGGCUUGAACUGCACGGCAUGCGGCAUCACAGCAAGCAGUCAGAAGAACAUGCAAGAUCACCUCAAAGGGAAAAUUCAUAUGAGGAAGACUGCCAUGCUCGCGCAGCCAUUGCCUAAGAAGGAUGGGGUCUGCUCAAAACCAAAUGCAUCAGCAGCCGUGCUACCGGCCAAGCGGAAGAACUUCGACGUUGUCCCAGCCACAUCCACCCUUUCAGCCGGGCCAAGCAGCAAGAAUCAGAAGCGAGACUUGACCUGCACGGCAACCAGCGAGAAGGGCACGAAGGAUCACCUCAAAGGGAAGGCUCACAUGAAGAUGGCGGCCUCGCUUGCCCCUGGGGAAGCGGAGGAAGAGGCAGAGGUGGAAGGCGGCUACACGCCGAGGAAGUUCCAUAUGCUGACAGACUCCGGGACAUUGUGCGAGGUGGUGCAGCUGAACGGCUCCAUCCUCUGCGAGGUGUGCGACGUGCAGACCGCUGACAUUGUUACCAUGAUGUGCCACCUACAGGGGACCAAGCACGUAUCCAAGCAAGCCAAGCAGAAGCAGUGCGAAGCCGUGGAACCACCGGCAGCCGUCGCUGCUGGUGGCGACGGGCCAGGAUCAGAAAUGGUGCCCGUGGGGGGCAAUGACGUGGGCCGGGUGGACGGCGGCUCCCUGCUGUGCGAGCUCUGCAACGUGAAGGUGCCGUCGGAGUGCGCCAUGCAGUCUCACCUGUCCGGCAGGAAGCACACCAACAAGGCAAAGGUGGCUGCAGUUGGUGUCGGUGCAUGUGGCAAUGGGUCAGCAUCAGAAACUGUGCCCAUGGAGGCGAAUGGCGUGUGCCGACUGGACGGCGGCAUCCUGCUGUGCAAGCUCUGCGACGUCAAGGCCCCGUCGGAGUGCGUCAUGCAGACUCACCUGUCCGGCAGGAAGCACACCAACAAACAGAAGGCCACCGUUGAAGCCGGUGCAGGACAGGGGGUGAAGAAGGCUGCCGCCGCCACCAUGAUCGGCAGCCCAUCCAAGGAAGCCACCUCCAUCGUCGUCAAUGGCAGUGAUGACUCGGUGAAGAAACCAGCAGCAAGAGAGAUGGAGGUAGCUGUGUCAUCGGCAGGACAGGGGGUGAAGAAGGCUGCCGCCACCCCCGUGAUCGGCAGCCCAUCCAAGGAAGCCGCCUCCAUCGUCGUCAAUGGCAGCGAUGACUCAGUGAAGAAACCAGCAGCGGGAGAGAUGGAGGUAGCUUUGUCAUCGGCAGGACAGGGGGUGAAGAAGGCUGCCACCGCCAUGAUCGACAGCUCAUCCAAGGAAGCGGCCUCCAUCGUCGUCAAUGGGAGCGAUGACUCCAUGAAGAAACCAGCAGCGGGAGAUAUGGAGGUGGUAGUGUCAUCGGCAACGCCUCAAGUGGAUGUUGCCGCCCCGGUCUGCGCCCGUGUCUCCUCCGUGGCCCCAAUGGAAGUAGAUGAAGGUGCAGGGGCCGGACAUGGUGCUGCCAAAGCUGAAGAACAAAAGAAAGCUGAUGCCGAGGAAGAGGGAGCCGUGGAGAUCGACGGAGGCCCCGCCGUGACCGGCGAGGAGUAUUACAUCAAGGUGGAGGGCAAGCUGUUCGUCACGCUGCGUCAGGCGGACGACAGCCUCUCGUGCAGCCUGUGUGGCGUGCACGGCUGCGACAAGCGCGGCAUGAUCAGUCACCUCUACACCAGGGACCACUGGCGCAGAGCCCGUCUCGCCGAGGAGAAGAAGCGGGCACCGGAGGCAGCGCUAGAGGCGGUGAACAAUGGCGGCGACGGCGUCCCGGUCACUGAUGGAGCGGCUCAGGUUGACAACUGA